Messenger RNA from Asterias rubens (European starfish), 3247 nucleotides. RefSeq names its product leucine-rich repeat-containing protein 49-like. NCBI's taxonomy places the organism in Eukaryota, Metazoa, Echinodermata, Asteroidea, Forcipulatida, Asteriidae. Gene Ontology annotation, molecular function: protein binding. The transcript is spliced from 17 exons. The record is from RefSeq and is a predicted model, not a curated record. Bases 137 to 2635 code for a protein of 832 amino acids.
AAAAAAGGGUAUGGUUGUCAACUCAAUGUUUGAAAUCAUAACUUUGCUUUGAAAAACUCAAGUUCCAGUUCACAUGUGAUAAACAAAUAUUUCCGUCAAAUGAAUAAACCUUCAGCUUGUCUUUGACACCGUGACCAUGUACAGCAGGAAUAAAGUUCGUACAAGUGUCACGCCGAAAGAGGUAAAUCCAUUUGGGCUACAAUUUAGUCUUCAGGCACAAGCUACUACCGUGAAUGAAAGACCCGCACAAAGCAGCCAUCAGAGUUCUGAUUUCCGUUUUGCAAGGGAGCAGCACAGCAACCCUUACCGCUCACUGUCAGAGUACACCAGUAGUAGUAGUCAUCCAGCAUCAGGACGUCGUCACAGCCAACCUUUAGGCAGAGAAGGAGAGGGUCAUGAACGUCAUUCUUCUGCUACCUAUCCCUCAGCAGGAGUUACUGAGCACCGUAAUGCACCUAAACAUCGCCAAGUCCAUCACCCAGCCACAGCCUAUGCAACCCAGCUGACAGACCUUGCCCAACCAGAGAAUGUGUCAUCCCAAUACUUAAAGGGACAGAGAGAGGAUUGUAGUAAUAACCCAUACAUCGAGCAAUCACCUCGACAGGUUCACAGUGCAGGAGCUGUGCAAUCUAGACAGCCUAAGGGACCUAUGCAUAUCCCAGCUGCUAACAUUACAAUCUUUACCUGUGAUAAGGUGAUGAUAGCUGAGAGUCCAUCCAUUCCAGGUAUACCUAUCAUAUACAGAUCACCAGAAGAAAGAGCAGCUAACCCAGACAGACUCAAUCUCGACAGGAGGAGGCUGACCAUUUGCCCUAUCCUAGAAGGAGAAGACCAUCUAAGGUUAUUAAACUUCCAGCAUAACAGUAUCCGGAAAAUAGAGCACCUGACAAGCCUAAGGAGGCUCAUCUUCCUGGACCUUUAUGACAACCAUCUAGAGGAAAUCACAGGACUAGGUGCCUUGAAAUCACUAAGGGUACUCAUGUUGGGAAAGAACAGAAUCAAGAAAAUAGAGAACCUGAAUGCAAUGACCAAACUAGAUGUGUUAGAUCUCCAUGGCAACCAGAUAGAGAAAGUGGAGAAUCUUGGCCACCUUGAGGAGCUUCGUGUUCUGAAUCUUGCUGGUAACAACAUCACUCAUGUCAACAACAUGGCUGGGAUGGAAGCAUUGGCAGAACUCAAUCUUAGACGCAACAAAAUUAUCACUGUGUCCGAUGUGGAUUAUCUUCCAAGUUUACAGAGACUGUUCUUGAGCUUCAACUGUAUCACAAGUUAUGAAGAUAUUUGCUGUAUUGCGGAUGCACCAUCACUGUCUGAGGUCUCCCUUGAUGGUAACCCGUUGUCUCAAGAUAUCAACUACAAGUCCAUCAUUCUCAGAAAUGUCAAACAGAUCAGGCAGUUAGAUAUGAAGAGAAUAACGGAAGAUGAGAGAAGAGUUACUACGACUGCUGUCAAGAAAGAAGAAGACAAAAAGAAAGAAACUAGUAAGCUGGUGGUUCUGAAGGAGAAGAGGCGGCUAGCUAUUAACAAUGCUGCAAGGCAAUGGGAGGUAACUAAGAGUACAGCUAUGGCUAAGACCAUUCAUCUGCAACCAGGAUCUUAUAGUAUGACUAGAGAGAGAGAGGCCUCAACACCAGACAACAUGUACAGCAGACCAGGGUCUGGUGACAUGGACACUGACCGGAGCCAGUCUAUAGACUUACUAGAUGAUAAGAGUAGAGCCUCCUCUCGUACAUCAAUGCACUCAGUGUCCAGAAAAUCCAGUAAAGCACCUACUCCUGACCUACUAGCAAACAUCUCUUCUGAGGCCUGCCACUUAGCUGAGCUAGAGGGCGACACGUUGAAUCUUUAUGGUGCAGGUUCAAUGGAAGCUCUGGAUAAGAACUGGGGUGUUCAAGCUGCAGGCUCUGUCACCACAGUCUCAUUCAAGUUUAUUGACUUUGAAGAGGUUGCUAAACAUCUACACAAGAUCAGGAUACGAUUCCCAAAUGUUUCUACGAUCUUGAUUGGUGAGUGUAACCUGAACAGUCUACAACAGUUAAACGCCUUGACAUCACUACGCCGUCUAGAAAGUAUCAGCCUAACCAAUGAGGGUAACCCACUCACAAUGUUCUCUCUCUGGAAACCAUACCUUCUCUUCAGACUCUCACAUCUCUCCAUCAAGCAAAUUAAUAACAAACAGGUAUCUGAGUUAGAUCGUAAGCAUGCUGAGAACCUCUUUGCACCCAUAUCCCACAUCACCACCUCACAGUUACCUCCCUCACGCCUACUUGGGCUCCUUGGGGACCACUGUAGGCGCAACACCCAAGCACUCUCAGAGCUUGAGCUCAAAGCCAAGAAGCAGUUGAAUGCAGAUCAGAAGACAUCAUCUGAGAAUGUGGGCAGAGCUGGCUUGCAGUAUUACAGUGAACAAGUGCUGGAGGGUUUACUGCGGGAGCGAGUAUCAAGAUCAGUAUUUGCCCGUACCUACAUCAAGGAAUUAACAUCAGAGGCUAUCGACAUAAACAAAAAACAAAAUGCACUAGAGAAAAUCUGGCCUCAAAUGUUUGUGGAAAUGAUUCAUAGUGCAGUGCACAAGAUGUGGAACCUAGAAGAGUAUAGAUGCACUGAACUACGAGACUUCCAGAAGAGGAAAUGAUAGAUGAAGAGUUUAUCAGUUGUUGAAUGUUUGGGAGAGUGGAAGUAUGUCAACACUUAUGCUGAUAAUUGGUUCACCUCAACAGUACUCCAUGCACACACAUACCAGAAUGUAUCUUAUGUUUAGGCACUAGAAGACAAGGUUGCAAAGGUUUCAAAGGUUCGCAAGGUUUCAAAGGUUGCAUUUAUGGAAAUACACUGAAGAUAUACACUUCCAUGUACUUUGAUUUCAUCACGAGUUAAUAAUCACAAUCUUUCAGUCCAUGAUAAAACAACACUCUAUUGUUUAACAUAAUAAGAAAGAACUAGCUUUGGGUUAUAUCAUUACUAUUUAUAUAGUGUUCAUUUAGUCAAAUCCAAGCAGUUGAUUUGGCAGAGUAAGAAGUUGUACCAUUAUUGCAACAGUUGACAUUCUUUGCUGACAAAUGAAAUAUUUCAAUUUUUCAAGGAAACUGUACAUAUAUGUAGAUUUGUAAAUGUCAAGUUUGUGCAAUUGAGUUUUUUUAAGUCAGGGUGUUGAUGGAAUGCUAUCAGUAAAAAUGUUCUUCAUCCAAGUUUGUCAGUAAGCAGUAUUGUAAUAAAUCACUUUUUGAAGGAAUAAAAGUUUCCUGAA